Messenger RNA from Anolis carolinensis (green anole), 7919 nucleotides. RefSeq names its product chloride voltage-gated channel 4 (gene clcn4). Gene Ontology annotation, cellular component: Golgi apparatus; early endosome; synaptic vesicle. The transcript is spliced from 12 exons. The record is from RefSeq and is a predicted model, not a curated record. The coding region runs from base 125 to 2449 and encodes 774 amino acids. Lineage: Eukaryota; Metazoa; Chordata; Lepidosauria; Squamata; Anolidae. Gene Ontology annotation, biological process: chloride transport; transmembrane transport. Gene Ontology annotation, molecular function: voltage-gated chloride channel activity.
UGUGACGGUUACUGUUUCCUCCAUAUGACAUCAUUGCCUUUGCAGCCGUUCCAGGGAAGAAAGGAUGCUGUCGGGAAUUUGGGGGCUGAACUAAAGGAUGUUGCAUUGCAGGUAAGAAGAAACCAUGCUCCGUAGCCUGGAUUUGCAAGACUUUGCCUGUACUAAUAUGGUUAAUGCAGGAAACAUGAAUGGCUCUGGGAAUCUGAUGGAUUUUCUGGACGAACCUUUCCCUGAUGUUGGAACCUAUGAAGACUUUCAUACCAUUGAUUGGUUAAGGGAAAAAUCACGUGACACAGACAGACAUAGAAAGAUUACAAACAAAAGCAAGGAGUCAAUAUGGGAGUUCAUCAAAAGUUUACUAGAUGCCUGGUCAGGAUGGGUUGUGAUGCUGCUGAUAGGACUGCUAGCAGGCACAUUAGCUGGAGUUAUAGAUCUAGCUGUGGACUGGAUGACAGAUUUGAAAGAAGGUGUCUGUUUAUCAGCGUUUUGGUAUAGCCAUGAACAGUGUUGCUGGACGUCUAAUGAGGCUACUUUUGAAGACAGGGACAAAUGUCCUCAGUGGCAAAAAUGGUCUGAACUUCUUGUUAACAAAUCCGAGGGUGCAAGUGCUUACAUUCUGAAUUAUUUUCUUUACAUUUUGUGGGCAUUACUGUUUGCUUUCCUGGCUGUCUCUCUUGUCAGAGUAUUUGCUCCCUAUGCCUGUGGCUCUGGAAUUCCAGAGAUAAAGACCAUCUUGAGUGGCUUCAUUAUUAGGGGCUACCUGGGCAAGUGGACCCUCCUAAUCAAGACAGUAACGUUAGUUCUGGUGGUGUCUUCAGGACUCAGCCUUGGCAAAGAAGGGCCUUUGGUCCACGUGGCUUGCUGCUGCGGCAAUUUCUUCAGCAGCCUCUUCUCAAAGUACAGCAAGAACGAGGGAAAGAGACGAGAGGUGCUUUCGGCAGCUGCCGCUGCAGGUGUUUCUGUUGCCUUUGGAGCGCCAAUUGGUGGUGUCCUUUUCAGUCUCGAAGAGGUCAGCUAUUAUUUCCCAUUGAAGACUCUCUGGAGAUCCUUUUUUGCAGCUCUUGUUGCAGCCUUUACUCUGAGAUCCAUCAAUCCAUUUGGAAACAGCCGCCUGGUCCUUUUCUAUGUGGAGUAUCAUACACCUUGGUACAUGGCUGAACUUUUCCCUUUCAUUCUGCUUGGAGUUUUUGGAGGGUUGUGGGGGACCCUUUUUAUCCGAUGCAAUAUUGCAUGGUGCAGGAGGCGUAAAACCACUAGACUUGGGAAGUAUCCAGUCUUGGAGGUCAUUGCAGUGACAGCUAUCACUGCUAUUAUUGCCUAUCCGAAUCCAUACACUCGGAGGAGCACCAGCGAGCUCAUCUCAGAACUGUUCAAUGAUUGUGGAGCUCUGGAGUCCUCACAGCUCUGUGACUACAUCAAUGACCCCAAUAUGACCAGACCUGUGGAUGAUAUCCCUGACAGACCAGCUGGUAUAGGGGUCUACAUGGCAAUGUGGCAGUUAGCCCUGGCUCUGGUUUUCAAAAUCAUCAUCACAAUAUUUACCUUUGGCAUGAAGAUUCCUUCAGGUCUCUUUAUACCCAGUAUGGCAGUAGGAGCUAUAGCUGGCAGAAUAGUCGGAAUAGGAGUGGAGCAGCUGGCCUACCAUCACCAUGACUGGAUCAUCUUCAGAAACUGGUGUAGACCAGGAGCCGAUUGUGUUACUCCAGGACUUUACGCCAUGGUGGGAGCUGCAGCCUGUUUAGGAGGAGUAACCAGAAUGACAGUGUCUCUUGUCGUGAUCAUGUUUGAGUUAACGGGAGGACUAGAAUACAUUGUGCCGCUGAUGGCUGCAGCUGUAACUAGCAAAUGGGUCGCUGAUGCUUUUGGUAAAGAAGGCAUCUAUGAGGCACACAUCCAUUUGAAUGGCUAUCCCUUUUUGGAUGUGAAAGAUGAAUUUACUCACAGAACGCUGGCUACUGAUGUUAUGAGACCAAGGCGUGGAGAGGCUCCCCUUUCUGUCCUUACCCAAGAUAGCAUGACAGUGGAAGAUGUGGAGACAUUAAUCAAGGAGACAGAUUAUAAUGGCUUCCCAGUAGUGGUUUCUAAAGACUCUGAGCGUCUUAUUGGGUUUGCACAAAGGAGGGAGUUGAUUCUUGCAAUAAAAAAUGCAAGGCAACGCCAGGAUGGUGUUGUCAGCAAUUCUGUUAUAUAUUUCACUGAAGAGCCUCCGGAAGUCCCUGCUAAUAGCCCUCAUCCACUGAAGCUCCGACGCAUUCUCAAUCUGAGUCCCUUUACUGUCACAGACCACACACCUAUGGAAACAGUGGUAGAUAUUUUCCGAAAACUUGGACUCAGGCAGUGUCUUGUCACACGGAGUGGGAGGCUUCUGGGCAUUAUAACCAAAAAGGACGUGUUAAGGCACAUGGCUCAAAUGGCAAAUCAAGAUCCUGAAUCCAUCAUGUUUAACUAGACUGGUCUCAGAGGAUAGGCAAGAAACUUUGGAGGGAUCUUUUCUGGACUAAUAGAAGAGGAUUUUGUACAGUACUCCAUUUGUUUUUUGCAGAAAAGCAGAGAUUUACAUAAAUAGAACCAUAUCAAGGACAUAACCAAAGGAAAAUUGUGAGAGAAUGCAACAAUACAGUCAAGUUGAACAGAAGAGUGAAGAAUUAAGCAGCAGAUGUGAAAUCAUUUCUCUUGAGUGAGGCUUUUGUCUAUGUAUUACUUUUGACACAGACAAUUGGUAAUUUUUCCAUCUCCCCAUCCUCGUGCUCAAUUUGUGGUAGCAUUAAGCAGCAACUUGUUCCUGAAUUAGGGGUAUUGCCACAUUGUUAUUUUCUUUCCAUGGGCCACUGGAAAACUGAUAAGGAAGAGCAACUUCACCACGUGACAGCCCAGAAUAAAACUGAUAUUGUUUGGAGAGCAGGAAACACAUAAAGGGGAUUGAACCCAACAAAGGUAUAUCUAUACUGAGCAGGUUAAUUGCCUGCUUGGCUGGUGCAUGCAUAGAUGUAGAAAGGUUUGUGUAAACUAAGACCGGAAGCAUGAGGGAAUCAUCACGAACUUGAUCAGAAGACAUGGGAAAACAGGAAACAUAUUUAUAAAUACAGUUCAAUAUCAAGUGUAAACAUUUGUGUUCAAAACUGCUGGUUACCAACCAUGUUUUUGUGAGUUCACGUUUAUUUAUUUACUGGAUUAUGGCUAAAAUAUUUUAAAGACGUAUAUGGUUUUUUGAAGAAAUAUGUUGCUUUUGACUAUUUUUGUAGACAUUAAGAGACAACGUAGAAUCAAAGCUGUGUGUCAGUUAACUUCCAUAUUGGGAAAAGUUGUAUUUUUGCUUUUGGAUGUUCAGUUUGUCUAACUGAAAUUCUCAAGAUCGUUUUUCACAUGCUGUGAUUUAUGCCAUUUUUUCAUGGUGAACAUUUCUUUUUAAUGUGACUCUCACUGUGGUAAGAUCUGAAUUGCACUGGAGAUUUAUUGCAUGGUAUCACAGUGACUAUUUACAAAUGACUUGUAAAAGAUGAACCAUGGCCACAUUAUUUUGUGAAAAAUGACCUUGAGUAGUAUUGCACAUCAGCUUGAGUUUUUUCCCCAUACCCUUACUAAUGUGCAGCAAAGUACUAGUGUUUAUUCCUUCUCUAUGCAAGUGUUGCAUUAUAUUUGGUUUCAUGUUGAAUGUGUUUUACAGUAUAAAACACUGCAUAAAUCACAUUUUCUGUAGGUUGGAUGCACUAUUGUAUUAAUUCUUGAUAAUUUCUAUUCCACUAGUUGGAAACGGUUUGCACUUACUUGAAAGUCCUCUGACACUAAUACGAAAAAUGUGAUACUUAUGCUUAAGCAAGAGAUAAUCUUUUAUUGCUUCUACUAGGGACAAGAGUUGUAUGAGAAUCUAGUGUCUCUAUAGAAAGAAGGUUUUUUUAAUUAUUUAUUUCAUUCGGUUCUUAUAAUUUAUAUAUUUAUAGAAGAAUAUGAGACAAAAAGAUAUGCUCAGGUAUAACUCCCUUGUGCUUGAGAUAAUAGAAGCACUUGGAGAUAUUAGGCAGCUUUGCAAAUUACUAAUAUAGAACCAUUUGGGUUUAAAUGGAGUCCCAAUAUAAUUGAUACAUACUCCAGGUUAAAAAGUUUGUGGAUGAACUUGCUUGCUGGUGCAUUUAUAUGCUAUUUGUUGCCAUUGUGAAUGAGCUGCAUACUGUGCCAAACGAUUACAGCAAUAUCCAUAACAUUUGUGCAUGGUAGUCAUGAAGAUCAUCUUCAGGACACAUAAGCCCAAAAUAUUCAGUCAGUAGUUCUUUUUGUUGAUUUUUAGAAUUGGGCCCCCUUCCCCUGCAUGAAACACAAGAUUUUCCACUACCUUGAUAAUAUAGUCACUAUCAGCAGGGUUGUGUCUUCUUCCUAGUUUACAACAUUACAGCUAAAUGGAAGUUAUCUGUAAUGGCAAUGCCCCUGUCCCUUGGGAUUAUUAAAAAUGGGCUAACCCUCUUCCAUGGGGUAUAAAUGAUCCUGUGGAAGUUGGAAAGAGGUGGUUUUCAUGGCUAUGCCAUGAUUCAACCAUUCCCAUAAUAUUAUUUUAACUGUAACUCCAUUUUAUACCCUUUCAUUUCCCCAAGUAAAAUUUUCCGAAAGCCAGACAGAUCAUUCUGUAUCGCAUGCAGGACUGAAUAUAAUUAAAUAAUAACAUAUGGCAUAAUAGCUCCAAACAUUAAGUACAGGAAGAGGAAAUUUGUAGCUGAAAUUAAUCUGAUAAACGCUCCAAAGGCAGCUUGUGGGAGUGAAGUAUGAUAUAAUAAUCAAGAAAAUGUUGAUAUGUAGAUUCCUUUAAAAGUUUUCAUUUUGAACCAGUUAUUAUAUUACAAAAAAGCACAAUAUCAGUGAUUUAUUUACAUAUAUUUAUAUUCUUGCCAGUUUAGAAGGGCCCCUAGAAUAGCUAUGAAGGAAGCAUUAGAUAUUUGGAUUUCAUGUGUUUUUAUGCUAUUAUACUAUUGUCAAAUUUGAAAGUAAAUUUGGCUUCUUAAUUUUUCUGUAUGGUGAGAAAUUAUUACAGUAUCAUCAUAUUUCCAUGUUGCUCUUCUAGAUGGGAAGCCCAGAUUGAUUACAUUCUCAUUUUUUUUUAGCCCCAAGAUAGGUUCAGCACCACGAACAGCUCAUUUGAUGUUCAGGAUAAAACAUGGAGUGAACUCACCACUCCCAUGCUAUUGCUUAAACAUAUUUUUCCCACUUCUGAAUUCUGCACAUAUAAAGUUGGGAUACUGAAGUGUUAAUGUGCUCAGCUCCUGGCCCUUAUUUGGCACCCUUCCCCUACUCUUCCUGACUUCUGAUGGGGAGGGGAAUCAGCUGAUUUUCAGUGCAUUUAUCAUGAAAGCACAAAACAUCACAAAAACAUAGUAGUUCGCACUUCUCUGAAAACCUAAAUUAGACAUGAUGUAAUAUAUUAAUGGUCAUACCAAAACAGGUACACUAGGUGCCUAUAGGGGAAAUGACCCUCACUUCUCACAUAGUUGUCUGACUCUAACAUAAAAGAAGGUUAUUUAUGAUUCUAGUUAUCAAUUUACACCAUCAUCAUUAUCUCAUUAAUUUCAUUUCUUACCCACCUGUUUCCAUGGUUCGAGGCAGGGUACAACAUAGAUUAAAAUACAAUACAUAACUAAAAAGAUAUAAUAUCAUUUAAAACAUAGAAAUAUUAGAUUAAAAAUUUAUAAACCUAGGAUUAAUACACAAACCAUUAUACAUUAAAAUGAUCCAUACAUAUAAACAUGUCAAUUUAAAACUCAUAGUUUAAAACUGUGUUGGACUGCUGGUAAAGCUUACACAUACUAGACAGAUUUUUGAGAUGUGCUCGUUAAGAAAAAGUUGUGCAUUUAUUUGAUUCCUAACGUGAGUUAACAUAUCUUUGAAGCUGAAAGAGCUCUACAUUAUAGAAAAGAUCAUAUUAUUAUUUUAUUUAUAAUUGCUGAGAAAUAAAAAUUAAAAUGGCUAAUACAAAAAGAAGAAACUGCCCUCCCACCCCGCAAUAGCAGUUGGAGUGUAUAUUGGAAGUCUUAUGUUUUACAAUUUCUCAGCCACUAAAUUUCACAGAGUAAUAACUAAUUAUUUCCUCUGUAAAUUUAUAUAUAAGUUGUGUUCUGGGUGCAAAAAAUAUAGAUCUUCUCUCUAUAUGUACCAUAUUUGACAUCUGUGGAGGAAAAUGAACAGAGUCAUAUUUGGGACACAGGUUUAAUCCACUGUUGACUCCAGUAAGGAAGAAAGUUUAAUAGAAAUAGAAGUUUUAAGAAAGAUGGUUUAUCAUCCUUUGGCCUGUAGUGAAUGUUACUUUUUUCAUGGACAGAAUACUUAUCUGAUUACAACAUUGAAAUAAGCAUUAUGUAUUUGAAAUUUGGAUUUCAAAUGUAUUUGGAGCCCUCAGUGGUGCAGCAGGGCUGAGCUGCUGAACUUGCUGACCGAAAGGUUGGCAGUUCAGAUCUGAGGAGUGUGGUGAGCUCCCAUUGUUAGCUCCAGUUUCUGCCAACCUAGCAGUUUGAAAACAUGCAAAUGUGAGUAGAUCAAUAAGUACCACUCUGGCAGGAAGGUAAUGGCACGCCAUGCAGUCAUGCUGACCACAGCAUGUCUACAGACAACGCUGGCUCUUCGGCUUAGAAAUGGAAAUGAGCAUCAACCCCCAGAGUCGGACACAACCAGACUUAAUGUCAGGGGAAAAGCUUUACCUUUAACUAUUUGAAAUAUAUGGAAUUUUCCAGCCUUUCAUAUUCUGGAUGAGAAGCUUAAAUAUAAAAUUGUCAGACAUAUAUUGAAAUAAAGUAUUUUUGUUUGACAUAUAAUCAAAUGGAACAUUUGACAUAAAUGUUCAUAAAGGAGAUUUCUUUUGAGAUGGGAGAAAUUGGAUCUAAAAUAUGAGACAAAAAUAAUAUCUGGAUUUAUAAUAUAGCCUUUAUUUAAUUGUUAGUAAUACUAGAGCAGAUUCAUUGACUCAUUAGUGUUGACUUGCCAAAUUGGCAUUGACUCACUAUGUCUACUUUAAUGGUGGUGAACAGUUGGAUUUAGGCAUCUGAUUUAUUUACCAAGGAACAAAUGAAUAUGUUUGGGUUUUUGGGGGGUGAUUUAUCUUGCAAAUAGGAAUAAUAUUUUAUUGGUUCACACAUGGGGUAUAAUUCAGAUGCUUGUCCAUCUAGUGGCUUUUCCUGCUUCAGACAUUGCCUCACACAGACAAAAUAUGGAAAUGCCAAAAGCAUGAAUGAAACUUACAUCUAUGCUCCUACCACCAUAAUUUUUGCAUGUAAACAUAAGAUUGACUGCUACGUGACCCUUAAAAUUGUUAACAUUAGACAUGCAGUUCAGUGGAAUAUUUGGAAAGGUUAAGAAAAUCCUUUUAAAGAAGUUCUUUCCACAGUUACCAACUAGUGUUUCUUUUUAAAUGUUAUAUUAUUCCAAAGCAGACCUCAGAGUUAUUGGAAGGACUCCAGAAGAUAGAAAUCAAAACUUUUUUCCAGUAUAUUUAAUUGAUUCAGUAGAGAGAAAAAAACAUUUUUCACUGAAUGUGGUUAACUUAAGAACGAGGUUGGUCCAAUAAAAGUGUAAUAUUUAUUUUAUGCCAAUACAAUGCAUUAAAUGAUUUUUAAUCUAUGGAAAUUAGAUGAUGUCAUACCAGACGGGUGAAUAAACAUUUGAUAACAACUGACAAAACAAAAACCUAGUGUGAAGUUUUAUGUUGUGCAUAUGUUUUGGAUGUGUAACUUAGAAAGUGUAAGAUUUUAUUUUUGGGUGAUGUAACAGACUGCACAGGCAUGAAUUACUUAACACCCAGAUUUGUUUAAUAAGAAAUAUAAUUACAUAAUAAAUGUUAUGCAUUUUUUUAGAAAAAAAUGUGAAAAGCAACCCCAAAUUCAUAAAGUUAAAAAGAACAACUUUUUCAGGAAUUCUUUUAAAAAAUAAAAAUCUCCUUUUGAAAAUAA